Trichomonas vaginalis G3 is the source of this 714-nucleotide messenger RNA. Its product is annotated as RNA polymerase II transcription regulator recruiting protein. Bases 1 to 714 code for a protein of 237 amino acids. The transcript has a single exon. NCBI's taxonomy places the organism in Eukaryota, Parabasalia, Trichomonadida, Trichomonadidae. The record is from RefSeq and is a predicted model, not a curated record.
AUGUAUUUCAAUGACCAGCAGUUGGCGUAUUCAAUAGCAGCUGCUAUGGCGUGUCAGAUGAUGCUAUACAAGAAGUCGAACCUUAGUGUUAGACAUAAAUUUUCUUCGGAGGAAGAUUCAAAACUCAAGAAAUUAGUCGAAAAGUACGGAGAGAAUGACUGGACUACUGUAGCAUCAGAAAUGAAGACAAGAACUGCAAGACAAUGCAGAGAGCGAUUCAAAAAUUACCUUUCUCCAAAAUUAACUAACGGGCCAUGGACCGAAGAAGAAGACAAACUUCUUGAAGAGAAGUUUAACGAGUACGGUCCAAAAUGGGCAAAAAUUGCUGUGUUUUUCCCUUCCAGAUCUGACGUUAACGUCAAAAAUCACUGGACAUCCUUAGCAAAUAAAAUCAGCAGAAGAACUCCACACUAUGAAAAUGAUCAGUCUUCGAAUUCUCCAUCAGAAGUCACUCCAAUGGAGCAAAAUCAUCAAAUCGAACAAAAAGUUAACCAAUAUUCAUCAUAUAAUCCACAAUGCGCACCAAAUAAGAUGGAGAGUUUACCACAAUCACCAAACUAUCCGAUUUCUCCACCUUCUCCAUCAGCCAAUUUCCCGAUUCCGAUUACUACGAAGAAUCAGCCAUAUGAAAUCUCAUGUGAUGGUAACAGUCAGAUUGACUUCAACGAAAUGUGUGAUUUCGAUUUCGAUAAUGAUUUCAUUUCAGAAUUUUAA